UUGCUUUCCCUACAAAUUUUCACACAUACAUUCCCGGUCAUAAUUCAAUACAAAAGCACCAGCCAUUUAAGUCCAUCCAAAUACCGUUGGAUAGUCGGAGAAGGGAAGAAUGGAGCAAACCAUGAACAGUCGAUUUCGACCCCCCCAACCAGGCCCGCUCAAGAAAGCAACAGGUCACGGAAUCAAUACCUCCGAAACUCAAAAACGCCUAUACCUUUUCGGGCUGAAGACGGAGGGGAUGAUUCUCAGCCUGUCGUAGCCAACAACCACUCUAAACAGUUGAAAGAUACAGCGGCUGCAAUGCAACUGGCAGCCCAACUGGUUGCAGCCAAAUCCGCUAUGUAUUCAGGACACCAAACGCGAGAUGAUGCUUUGCAGCCAGAUCUGGAAGAAGUGCGAAGGUCCUGUAUUGCACAGAGAGAAAAACAGGAGAAAGAGGUUGAAAGUGCAGAAAGAGUCAGUACCACCCAUGGCCAGGAGCUUUUGGAUCAACUUAACGACAGAGAGGAGUUUAUCGAAGUCAACUCGACAAACACUAAUGGCGAUAGUGUGAAACAGGCUUCAGUGAGAAAGGAUAGCCUGUUGGGUCUUCCAGCCGAAACCGAUCGAGUUCAGGCGGAUGAGAAAAUAUAUCAUGAGGAUGUCAGAAAGCUGUUGUGUGUAGACAAGCGCUUGACAGGAAGUCAAAAUAAUGCAUUUGAAGUCAUGGUACAAGGGAUGCAGGAAUCGGCGGCGACGACACUCAUCAAUCUUUCGCUGCCCCCACCGCCUCCGAAGAGAAAACUCUGA
Messenger RNA from Protopolystoma xenopodis, 789 nucleotides. The record is from the annotation of a GenBank genome assembly. Lineage: Eukaryota; Metazoa; Platyhelminthes; Monogenea; Polystomatidea; Polystomatidae.